Betta splendens (Siamese fighting fish) is the source of this 2916-nucleotide messenger RNA. It is a transcript of the gene gpr137bb, whose product is annotated as G protein-coupled receptor 137Bb. Gene Ontology annotation, biological process: regulation of autophagy; negative regulation of bone resorption; negative regulation of osteoclast differentiation. The coding region runs from base 1 to 1224 and encodes 407 amino acids. The transcript is spliced from 7 exons. The record is from RefSeq and is a predicted model, not a curated record. Gene Ontology annotation, cellular component: lysosomal membrane. NCBI's taxonomy places the organism in Eukaryota, Metazoa, Chordata, Actinopteri, Anabantiformes, Osphronemidae.
AUGAGCUCCACCACGUUUCUUCCAUCUCGGAGCCUCUGCUGCAUCACUGAGGGGACGCCUGUGGAGGCGAUGGAGCAGAACCCGGCUCAGGCGCGGCAGCCGGUCGGCAACGUGUUGCAGAACCCCCCCCCUCCCACCAUCACGCCGGCCGUCCCCCCCUUCGUGAAGCUGGGCCUGACUGUCGCCUACACCGUCUUCUACUCACUGCUCUUCGCCUUCGUCUACGCUCAGCUCUGGCUGGUCCUGCGGUACCGACACAAGCGCUUCAGCUACCAGACGGGCUUCCUGUUCCUGUGUCUGCUGUGGGCCGCUCUACGCGCCCUCCUCUUCUCCUUCUACUUCAGGGACUGCGUGACGGCCAACGCUCUGGGACCCUUCGCCUUCUGGCUGCUCUACUGCUUCCCCGUCUGCCUGCAGUUCUUUACCCUGAGCCUCAUGAACCUCUACUGCGCACAGGUUUACUUCAAGGCGAAGUCCAAGUCCUCGCCUGCGCUGCUGAAGUACAGGCUCCCUCUGUACCUGCUCUUCCUGGGCGUCAGCCUCCUUUUCCUGGUGGUCAACCUGGUCUGUGCCCUGCUGGUCAAGAUGGCGGCUGCCGACGUCAAGGCCGUGGUGCUGGUGAGGGUCGCCGUCAACGACAGCCUGUUCGUCCUCUGCGCCGUCUCUCUGUCCGUGUGCCUCUUCAAAGUGGCCAAGAUGUCGCUGGCCAGCAUCUACCUGGAGGCCAAGGGGACGUCCGUGUGCCAGGUGACGCUGAUCGGCGUCUCGGUGGUGUUGCUCUACGCGUCUCGAGCCUGUUACAACCUGGUGGUGCUCGCACUCGCCCACAUCGAGAGCAUCAACACCUUCGACUACGACUGGUACAACGUCUCAGAUCAGGCCGACCUACGCUCGUCGCUGGGAGAUGCCGGUUACGUCGUCUUUGGGGUGAUUCUGUUUGUGUGGGAGCUGCUGCCCACCUCACUGGUCGUCAUCUUCUUCAGGGUCCGACGGCCUCCUCAGGACCGGGGCACAGUCGGGCUUCCGAACCACGUCCUGUCCUCUAGAGGGUACUUCUUCGACAACCCUCGUCGCUACGACAGCGACGACAACCUGGCCUGGAGCAUUCCUCCCCACAAUGCAUCAGCGAGUCUUUCCUCCAGCCGUCACAGCAGCUUCACGAGUCACUGCAACAGUGACGAGCAGCGUCUGACGUCGACCGGAGAGCUCCGCCCCUUCCCCUGACUCCACCAGUUACUGUCAGAACUAUAGAAAAUCAGUGUUCAUCACAGUGACUAAAUGCACCGUGUCUCAGGGUGACUGAGCUGUAAAUAACCAGAUUCAUCAUUUGUCAUCGGCGAUAAAAGGAAGGUGUGAGCAGGUCUGAGCUAACGAGCUGCAGCAGCAUUAGCCUUUAGCAUCACGUUUAGCUCACUGCACCUCUGCUGGAGUCCAGACAAGAAGGGAAUGCGUCAGGUCGUGGAUGGUUCUGGGAUGAGUGCUUCAUAAUAUCGACCAAGAGGCUCCAGAUGUGACAGGGAAGCAGGAGGUGGCGACUGUAAAAGUUCUAGUUUGACCUCUGUUCUCCUCAGAGGACUUGAUGAAGGGAUGAAACUUGAAACAUGGUUGUGAUGAAGGACACGUGAAACUGCAGAUCGUUUUGACACAAAGCAGGAAGUGAGACUCUGAGCUCUACAUAAACUCAUGUUAUUUUGAACAUUUGUAUAGUUUCACUAAGAUGACGUAUUGUGUUGUUGUGUUUGACGACAAUGUUAGUGUCUGAAAAUACAAAUUCUAAGGUUCUGAUCCUUAAGUGUCCAGUUCUGAUCAGAGCAGAUCCACAUUUAAACUAAAAUUUGUCAUUCAAACAUCUUAAACACUGAAAGGUUUCAGGAAUAUUAAUCGUUACAAGUUUCUGUUUCGGAACGGAUCAAACUGGAAAAACAUCCGAGUCUGAUAUUAAUGUUUGGACAUUUAAGAGUCAACAUACAAUAAACAUUUAAUGUGGGCAAUAAAUUUAAAUCAAUAGUUCAGUUCAAAGUUCAACUCAUUUUAUAAACUUGCUCAUUGACUAAAAUAGAGAUAAAUGUAAUGAAUGUAACAAAAUAAAAAUGACUGCAACUAAUGUUUCAUUGAGAUAAAUUAUUUUAAUCCCAUGAUGACUCAGCAAAACAUCAAAUUAAACUUUUCAUGAACAAAUUUUGGACUUGCACACUUUCAAACUUCAAUUUUCUCCAAUUCCAGUCAUAAACUCAUCUGAGUUUAAACAACAAAAUGCACAGCUGCAUUAAAGGCAGGAAGGAACAGGCAUCACCAGGUCACACGGUGUCAUGGCAGAAACUAAGCUAAACGUUGCAAAUAACAGGCAACUCAACAGUCUUUGGUCCAGCUGACACUUCAAUAAACAACAGCAUUAAAGCGGAGACACAAACGGAACAAAGCAGUUCCACGGUUGGAGGCUGAGACUCACUGAUUGACAGGUUCUUCAGCCUCGAGAACAAACUCUGAUUUGCCUCCAGGAACUGGGCUCGUUUCACCCUGCAGCUGUGACUAGAGAGCGAACACAGACGCCGGGAUCUGCUCAGAGUCCGCACAUGCUUUAAACUUCCUUCUGUCAAAGCUUUAGUUUCAAGUCUGAACCAUCAAAGACCACAGACAAAGUAAACGUGAGGAGUCUAAGACCUAGCAACUAACACUGAUUGGGUCUAAAAGCGGGAUGUUGACAGUAACAAACUUAAAGCACCUGAACAACAGAAGCUGCUCGUCCCAAAGACACUUCAGCAGCAUGGCUCUCUCUCACACACACACACACACACACACACACACACACACACACACACACACACACACACACACACACACACACACACACACACACACACACACACACACACACACACACACACACACACACACACACACACACACACACACACA